Messenger RNA from Durusdinium trenchii, 1265 nucleotides. Lineage: Eukaryota; Dinophyceae; Suessiales; Symbiodiniaceae. The record is from the annotation of a GenBank genome assembly.
AUGGCCUACACCUUCUUGAAGCAAUGCUUUGGAAUGCAGAUUGGUAACAGCCUCUUUGACAAGAAGGGUGCCGACAUUGUCCAGGGUAUGCUAGACAAGGCCAAGGAAAAGGGCUGUGAGGUGACUCUGCCCAUUGACUGGUUGUGCGGCAAAGAGUUCAAGAAUGAUCAGGAGACAAAGCUUGUCACGCAGGAAGAGGGCAUUCCUGAUGGUUGGGAAGGUAUGGAUUGCGGACCAAAGAGCAUGGAGCUUUUUGCCAGCAAAGUGAAGGCAGCCAAGACGGUCGUUUGGAACGGACCUGCUGGCGUCUUCGAAUUUGACAACUUCUCCAAGGGAACAAAGGCAUUGCUGGAAGCAGUGGCAGACCUUCAUGCUUCAGGUGGUGUGGGCAUCAUUGGUGGUGGUGACUCUGCAACUGCAGCGGCCAAGUGGGGCAUGGAGGACAAGGUCUCUUUUGUCUCAACUGGUGGUGGUGCUUCCCUCGAGCUGCUUGAGGGCAAGGUCUUGCCCGGCAUUGAUGCACUUGCGAAUGCACCUGCCAAAUGGGAGGGCACGGUGACGGGAAAAUACCAGUGGGAUGACAAGAAGAAGUCGAAUACUGAUGCAGACAAGGACAUGAGCAGUGCUGGCGAUGCGAUCACCAAGUAUAGCUGGGGGGAUGGAAAGAAGCAGGUCAGCAUUUACAUUGAGUUGGAUGGCCUCGACGAUUGCACUGAUGAUAUGUUUCAGGCUACAUCUGGGGAGACCGAUGUUUCCCUCACCAUCACCAAGGUGGCUGGCAGAAAGCGGACGUUCACUUUGAAAAAUUUGGCCCAUGAGAUUGAUGGGGCCAAGGUCAACCACAAGAAGGGCAAAGGAAUGGUGGUGCUCAAGUUGAUCAAGAAGGAAGAACAACCUUGGUUCAAGUUGCAAGAGUCCUCCGGCGGCGGAGGUGAUGAUGAGGAAGAAGGUGGCAUGGGACCUGUCCUCGAUGAUGGGUGGCAUGGGUGGCAUGGGUGGCAUGGGCGGCAUGGGCGGCAUGGGUGGCAUGGGCGGCAUGGACCUCGGUGGCAUGGGGAUGGACGACAUGGACCUUGGUGGUGAGGAGGAAGGCAAAGAAGAGCGGGCCCUCUGCUUCUUUAGGCCAACCUCCUUCCCUGUGGAGGUUCUUUCUCUUGACUGCUUUGCACGCAGUGGUGGUGUGAACCAGAGCUGCUACUGUAGUCUGCCUCAAGGAAGGGAAAGCCAAGUAGGCAAGAUGGCAGCUCAAGAGGUGAUUGAGCGGG